This is a messenger RNA of Microtus oregoni (creeping vole), 2642 nucleotides long. RefSeq names its product nucleotide binding protein 1 (gene Nubp1). Gene Ontology annotation, cellular component: cytosol. Bases 156 to 1145 code for a protein of 329 amino acids. The transcript has 11 exons. NCBI's taxonomy places the organism in Eukaryota, Metazoa, Chordata, Mammalia, Rodentia, Cricetidae. The record is from RefSeq and is a predicted model, not a curated record. Gene Ontology annotation, molecular function: 4 iron, 4 sulfur cluster binding; ATP-dependent FeS chaperone activity; ATP hydrolysis activity. Gene Ontology annotation, biological process: iron-sulfur cluster assembly.
GCGGCCGAAGGGUCAGAUUGGACCCGCGAGGCGGAAGCACGCUCCUGGACUUCCGGCGAGCGCAGCCCCGGCAAGAGUAGCAGAAUGGAGGAGGCGCCCCACGGCUGUCCCGGAGCCGACAGCGCCCAGGCGGGCCGAGGAGCCUCGUGCCAGGGAUGCCCCAACCAAAGGCUGUGUGCGUCGGGCGCCGGCGCCGCUUCGGACCCGGCUGUGGAGGAGAUCAAAGAGAAAAUGAAGACGGUGAAACACAGAAUCUUGGUGCUGUCUGGGAAAGGUGGUGUUGGGAAAAGCACGUUCAGCGCCCACCUCGCCCACGGCCUGGCAGAGGAUGGAGACACACAGGUCGCCCUUCUGGACAUCGAUAUCUGUGGGCCAUCAAUUCCCAAGAUCAUGGGCUUAGAAGGAGAGCAGGUUCACCAGAGUGGCUCCGGCUGGUCUCCAGUGAUUCCCUGGGAAGUACCGACAUAUGGUUUAUGCAGAUGUGUUGUGCUCUUGUUCCCCACAUGCAAAUGUUUCUUCCCAUUAUCCCCAUUCCUCUGCAGUACGUGGAGGACAACCUGGGGGUGAUGUCUGUGGGUUUCCUGCUCAGCAGCCCUGAUGAUGCUGUCAUCUGGAGGGGACCAAAAAAAAAUGGCAUGAUCAAGCAGUUCCUCCGAGAUGUAGACUGGGGGGAUGCUGACUACCUCAUCGUAGACACUCCACCUGGGACAUCCGACGAACACCUCUCUGUCGUCCAGUAUCUGGCUGCGGCACACAUUGAUGGGGCCGUGAUCCUCACCACCCCUCAGGAGGUGGCCCUCCAGGAUGUCCGGAAAGAGAUCAGCUUCUGCCACAAGGUGAAGCUGCCCAUUAUUGGUGUGGUGGAGAACAUGAGUGGCUUCAUCUGCCCCAAAUGCAAGAAGGAGUCUCAGAUCUUCCCUCCCACAACCGGGGGUGCAGAGGCCAUGUGCCAGGAUCUGAAGAUCCCUCUCCUGGGCAAAGUGCCGCUGGAUCCACUCAUAGGUAAGAGCUGUGACAAAGGCCAGUCUUUUUUCAUUGAAGCCCCAGAUUCACCAGCCACAGCAGCCUACAAAAGUAUAAUUCAAAGGAUCCAAGAGUUUUGUAGCUCUCGUCAGUCACAUAAUGAGAACCUCAUCAGUUCCUGAAGGGGACAGAGCCAAUGCCACCUGCUCCUAGCCACAGAACCUGCAGGCACAGGUCCAGCCACAUCUGGUCAGCAGGGGGCAGACAGGAUUUGGAGUGACAUCCAUAGGACCCUUUGAUCACCUGUCUGCCCGUUUCCUCCAGGUCAGAGGUACAGGUGCUCUGCAUACAGACGCACUCAUCGCAAAAUAAAACUCCCUGAACCCGUCCCUAGGGCCUGCUCUCUGGAGUCCACCGGACUGGCAGUCUUCUGGGUCACAGGACUCCCAGGAGCUGCUUUUGACUCAGAAUAUAAGCCUAGGGAGGGACAGAGGGAGGAUUGUGGCUUCGUGGCAGACCUGUGUCUCCCUCGGGUGGAUGGAAGUGACAGCAGCCUCAGCCCACCCUGGAGUCUCCAGCCUGGGAUCAUGCUUUGGCUAGGGGCCAUCAACAUCCCCCAGAAAAGCCCAUAAGUCAUCCAUAGGGUAAUAGGUACCCUCAGGACAUCAGUAAUCUUCAGGGUCCCAGGAAAACUGUUUCCUAGUGCUUUUGAGAGACUGAUGUGACUGUCCUCGUGACCUGAGACUAAGACAUAGGAACUGAGAGCUGCUGAGGGAAGUUAUUCCAAUUUCUACACCAUUGUGGUGUCACAGUGGAAGGUGGCAGCCCCCUCCCCUGUCCUUCCUGUCCUCUCCUUCCCCUUUACACACGUACUCUUGGAAUGUGCUGGGGUCCCUGUGGGGAAGAUGUGACCUUUCUGAAGGUCGAUGGUUCUGAGCAGGCCCUAAACUUGGGCACUCCAUCUUGGACCUGCUCAGGUCAGCUUGGAGGACCUGGGAGAGUCUGCCAAGACCUCAGACACAGCUGCUCAGGAGCUGCAUGCCUCACCUAACGCUGGUGGAUGUCCAGUCCUUCAAGCCUGGGCUGCUCAAAGUCACCUGGGGAAGCCUGCAAGGCAAGAAGAACCAUGACUAUCCCAGCAAAGAGCAGCGCACUGCCAGAGACCCAGUGCCCCGGCAGCAGCAUUUGACCUGUGCACAAUGAAUCUGUCAGACCAAAAACUCCUUCAUUCUUAGCUUCAAGAAAUAUUUCCAUGGCUAGAGAGAUGGCUCAGCAGUUAGGAGCACUGACUGCUCUUCCUGGUAACCUGGGUUCAAUUCCCAGGUCCCACAUGGCAGCUCACAACUGUCUGACACCCUCACACAGACAUACAUCCAGGUGAAACACCAAUGGACAUAAAAUAAAAAUAACUUAUUUUUUAAAAAGGAAAUGUUUCCUGGCUUCAAAAUAAAACAGAAGACUUUGUCAUUCUUAAUUCUGUGUGGUUUUUAUCUUGUUUUGGUAUGUGCGUCUGUUAUGUAGUUAUGUGCAGGCAUGCACAUUCCAUGAUACUCCUGUGGAGUUAGUUUUCUCUGUCCACCUUGUUUUUGAGGCAGGGUCUCUCACCUGUCUGCAGUAUGUACUCCAGGCUAGUUGCCCAUGACCUUCUGUAUCUCCUUUUCGUCUGACUCUGUGGUAAU